Messenger RNA from Phycodurus eques (leafy seadragon), 4718 nucleotides. Its product is annotated as TNF receptor-associated factor 2-like. The coding region runs from base 698 to 2383 and encodes 561 amino acids. Gene Ontology annotation, cellular component: cytoplasmic side of plasma membrane; cytosol; plasma membrane signaling receptor complex. The record is from RefSeq and is a predicted model, not a curated record. Gene Ontology annotation, biological process: tumor necrosis factor-mediated signaling pathway; regulation of apoptotic process; positive regulation of JNK cascade. Gene Ontology annotation, molecular function: ubiquitin protein ligase binding; tumor necrosis factor receptor binding; zinc ion binding. NCBI's taxonomy places the organism in Eukaryota, Metazoa, Chordata, Actinopteri, Syngnathiformes, Syngnathidae. The transcript has 10 exons.
UUCCAAAUACAUGCAAUAGAGGUUGAUUGACUCUAAACUGCCCAUCGGUGUUCAUGUAAAUGGGAAGGAUUGUCUAUAUGUGCCCUGCGAUUGGCUGGCGACCAGUUCAGUAUCUCGCCUCUGCCCAGAGUCAGCCGAGACCCUAGUAAAGAUAAGCGGUAUGGAAAACGGAUGGAUGGAUGUAAUGGAAUUACCUUUUUGUGUUCUGAUUACGUAAUCCUGUUACAUGUAUUCCGUUACUCCCCAAGCCUGCCUGUUUCACAAAUGUAUUAGUUUGCAGGCAGAUGUGACACAUCCAACAUGGCGAACGUGCUAACGUAAUGCAGCAACGGGCUAACCAUUGGCUAACCAGCGCAACACGUCCAUCCUGUCAUCUUCCUGAUGCAACUGGCUCUCCUCUUGGGCUCGGUCCCCCUAGAGGUAGAGAAAAUAAUGCACCAGUGAACACGGCAACCUCAACUCUCAAGCAUCCUCGUCUCGUACUUGGAACUCAUGAAAUCGCAAUCCCAUUUGUACGAAUGCCAUACUGUGUUUGUGCGUUUUGGCGUAUGGGGGUAUUUAUUUUAGUCCGUAGUCAAGUAGCAAUGAGUGGCUACUGGUUUAUAUCGCUAAAUCCACUUUUAGCUGUGUUUGCUACUUUGCUUUCUUGAACACACCCCACUGAGUGCGAGUACCCAGAUAUUGUUCAAGGGGAAUAAUGGCUGCACAGGAGCCGUCUCCACCAUCUUCCCUGGAAGGAAACAAACCAGGCUUCCCAAAGAAAAUUUUGGCCAACAACCUGGAGGAUAAACAUUUGUGUAAUUCUUGCCUGAAAAUCCUACGAAGGCCCUUACAGGCGCAAUGUGGUCACCGCUUUUGUUCGUACUGUUUCAACAAAAUAGUGAGUUCUGGACCCGAGAAAUGCAACGCGUGCAUCAAAGAAGACUUGUUUGAGGAACCCACCUCAAUUCUCAAACAAGGAGGUGCUUUUCCAGACAAUGCAGCCCGGAAAGAAGUGGAGGUCUUGGUAGCUGUAUGCCCCAAUGAAGGAUGCACAUGGACAGGGACUAUUAAAGAUUUUGAGGCUAGUCAUGAGGGCCACUGUGACUUUGCCAUCAUCUUGUGCCCUUCCUGCAAAGAGUUGAUGAGAGCCAACGAACAGGAACGCCAUGAUGAGCGAGAAUGUCCAGAGAGGACACUCAACUGCAAAUACUGUAAAGAACCAUUCAUUUUAAAGAACAUCAAGGCCCAUGAUGAAAUUUGCCCGAAGUAUCCAAUGAUCUGUGACGGUUGUGCAAAAAAAAAGAUACCCAGAGAAAAGUAUGUGGACCAUAUUAAGUUCUGCAGUAAAUUUAAAGCACCAUGCAGAUUUCAUGUUGUUGGCUGCGAUACAUCUGUGGAAAAGGAGAAGAUCCAUGACCAUGAGCGUCAAUGUUCGUACGAACACCUCAACCUGCUUCUGCAUUUUAUCAUGGGCAUCAAGGUGAGCCUGGAGAGCCUGCAGCCUCAGAGCCUGGAGGUAGCUGGCCACAAGCUGCAGGAGCUCCACCAGUCUCUCAGAGACUUAGAACUCAAGAUGAGCCAGCUUGGUGGAGGUGGCGCUGCAGCGUCUGUGCAGGGUUCCUUCACUCCACUGCCCAGCGCUGUGGGAGCUGCCCUGGAACUGCAGGUCCAAAAUGAAAAGACCAAGGUAGUCGAGCUGAGCCGACGAUGCCAAGAGCUGGAGCUUAAAGUGAAUACGUUCGAGAACAUUGUUUGCGUCCUCAACCGAGAGAUGGAGUGCUCCUGCACAACCAUGGAAGCCUACAACCGGCAACACAGACUGGACCAGGACAAAAUUGAGAUCCUUAAUAACAAGGUUCGUCAGCUGGAGAGAACAGUGAGUCUGCGGGACUUGUCCAUCGUUGAGAUGGAGGGCAAGAUGAGGGAGAUGUCAGCAGCCACUUAUGAUGGGAUCUUUGUGUGGAAGAUCUCCGAUUUUACAAAGAAGAGGCAGGAUGCCGUCGCUGGCCGAGCUCCUGCUAUGUUCUCUCCUGCCUUUUACACGAGUAAAUAUGGCUACAAAAUGUGCUUGCGAAUCUACCUAAAUGGAGACGGGACAGGAAGGGGCACCCACUUAUCUCUGUUCUUUGUGGUGAUGAGAGGACACAGCGACGCCCUACUUAAGUGGCCUUUUAAUCAGAAGGUCACCCUAAUGCUGCUGGACCAGAACAACAGGGAGCACAUCAUCGAUGCGUUCCGGCCCGACAUCUCGUCCUCUUCCUUCCAGAGGCCCGUCAGCGAUAUGAACAUUGCCAGUGGCUGCCCGCUCUUCUGUCCGCUCUCCAAGUUGGACUCUAAAAACUCUUACAUUCGCGAUGACACCAUCUUCAUCAAGGCCAUUGUAGACCUCACUGGGCUCUAGGUUUUAAUCAGGCAUUCAUUUAUUUAUUUAUUUAUUUGUCAUUUGCAAUAUGCAAGAGUUGGAAACUAACUGUCACUGUUUCUCAUAGUGUACCAAUAUAAGACACCAUUUUCUAAACAUGGACAAAAAUAUUUAUUCAUCACCAAAAGAAAUUGCUGUGUAACGCUAUGUAACUGGUGACAGGUGUUUUUUUUAAUUGACCAACAUAGAUUAGCUAGUACGGAUACAGUGAGAUGACAUUGCGCCUGCUUCUUGUAACAGAGUUGAAGCUCAUAGUGUUAGUAAGAUUCAGGAAAUAUGAGACCAAGAUUCAGUGUAGCUCAUUUUGACAUCAAUGGGACUUUUGACAUCAAUGGGAAGAUAACACAGGUAGCAACAAAUUUGUGCUGUUCAUUUGUGCCCUAACGUUCUCAAAAGAACUGUAUUAUAGCUGCAUUUACUUGCUUUAAUUUGUAUUUGAAAGCAGUAUGACGAUAUCACUUAGCUUUUUGAACACUUGAGUGCAGUGAUCAACAGUCUGUGGUCAAUGAAUUCCAUGAAUUCUUCGUGCAGUAUUUUAGUCAUGAUUGUUGUGCAGUUGUGUAUAUCGGAAUGUAUGAGCGUGUCCUUUUUUAUUCUUGGGUUUUGUAACAAUAGUAGUCAAGAUGAAUUGCCAAAUACCACCAGAUUAAAUCUUUUUGACAGUACCUAUGGCCAUAUUUCACCAUUUUAGUACUUCAGUUUAACAAUGACCGUUUUACUAAUAUAGUUGUGUAACUAAUGUACUAACUAACAUUGUCAUAGUCUGAGAUUCUUGUGUAUUCAAAAUGUACAUACUGUAGAUAUUAAGGUCAAAUGGGACUUCCGGUUAUGCCUAUUAUUGUCUUUUACAUGCACUAAAAUACUAUUUCAGUGUUUCAAUAUGAUAGACCCUUAAUAAGGAGGAGGAACUCAAUGAUUGAUUAACAGUACUUUAUCUGUGCCAUCAUAAAUCGUCGGUAUGUACAUAUAAAAGGACAUUAUCCAAAAAGUUGGUGUACUUUUUCUUUACCAUUUUUAAUAACUAAUUAUUUUACAUUAAACAAAAACUUAUCAGCUAGGAUAGGCUCACACGAUCCUGAACGGGAUCAGCGGUCAAAGAUGAAUGAAUCAUCACGGAAAGCCCAUUACUGUCUGUGGUGAUUGUAUGAGCAUUUUUGACUGCCAUUAAUAAUCUUAAAAAUAUCUAUGUGUUCACUUAUUCAAAUGUACACAUAUAUCUGCAGUCAUAUGUAUUCUGUGGCCAAAACACAAUACAUCCCCACCAAAAAUCAAUUUGGACCCAGUUCAAUUUAUCUUGUACCUUCCUGCGCAUUAUUUUGAUCAGUGUGUACACUGCGGUAUUAUAAGGAGUUUUAUGUUCUUGUCAUUUUAAAGACUGCUUGCUGCAUUAUUGGUGUCUGAAUAGCUAUCAGGUAUAAAGUUAUUUUGCCAUUAAUUCAACAUUGUUCUUCAUCACUUCGUCAUAGGGUGAUCCUGUUUUAAAUAUUAGACAUUCAUGAUCACUUUUUUUUUUUUAAUUAGUAAAAUACAUACUGCGAUUGGCUGGCAACCUGUACCCCCCACCGCUUGCCUUAACUCAGCUGGGGAUAGAUUCCAACUCAACCGUGACCCUGAUGAGAAUAUGCAGUAUAGAAAAUGGACAGCUGGUUGGGUGGUUGAAUGAAUCUGACGUUUUACUGAGGAGCAAUCACCUAAAAAUUCAGAAUUUGUGUGUCAAAAAUAAUCACAAUUUACAUUGUUACAUGCACAUAUGUUUUACCCAUUUGUUUUGUUUGUGGUUGUAGUUGUGAUGUAACAUGAACCAGACCUUUUUCAGUCUAACCCUAAUUCUUGUCAUAAUUAACCAUAUGGGGUCUAUAUUUAUAUCUAACUAGUGAAUCUGUAACAUUGCUUUGCAAGUAAGAACAUUUUCCGAAAACACUUUCUUGGUUACACUUCCAAAUGUGUGUACUUUUGCUUCUGCUUCACACACAAAUGUGGAGGCUGGCAACUGUAGAACUGAUAGGCCUGAGGAAGGAGAGCAGUUCAAAGUGACAGAAAAAAUAUGUUAUGGUAGUAUUUCUGGCGGCUUUAUGACUAAUAAUCUACUAUUUGCAUAAAAAGUGCCUGUAUAUUUUUUUAUGUUCCAUGAACUCACUGAAUUCUGAAUGUGUUUUUAUAACAAACCACUUUUAAACUUGUUUUUGUGUAUUUGUUUUUCAAUUAUUUGUCAUUGUUUUACCCUUUGAUUUGCUGAAUUCUCACUGACAAACAUUGUUUUAUUAAUUAGAAACUUGAAAUGAAUGUAAAUAAAUACAAAAUUACAUUUCUGACA